GGUGAGGGCGGAGCCGGGUGGGGGCGGCCUUCGGCCCCCAGACCUUGCUCGGGUGCGCGUCGCGGGCUGGUUUUGUCACCCUGGGCCUGGCCUGGCGGCCACCUGGGUGCUGUCUCCUCCAGGCCGCGGGUGCACACUGCGCAUGCGCGGCCCGGGGCGGCCGCCUGGCCGCUGAGCCCCCAUCCCCCACCCCCUCCAUCUGCAAAGCUGAGGCUCAGCUGCAAAGGCCGAGCUGCGUCCCCCACGGGGCCCAGCCAGAUGCUGCAGAACCAAGGUGGAAUGAAGCACAUCAACCUGUCCUUUGCUGCCUGCGGCUUCCUGGGCAUCUACCACUUGGGGGCAGCAUCGGCCUUCCACAAACACGGCCAGAGGCUGCUGAAGGAGGUCAAGGCCUUUGCGGGGGCUUCGGCGGGAUCCUUGGUGGCUUCGGUCCUGCUCACGGCACCGGAGAAAAUAGAGGAAUGCAGCCAGUUCACCUACGCGCUCGCCGAGGAGACGCGAAGGCAGACUUUGGGGGCCGUGACCCCCGGCUACGACUUCAUGGCCCGACUGAGACGCGGAAUGGAGUCGAUCCUUCCCCCCAACGCCCACGAGCUGGCCCACAGCCGCCUGCACGUCUCCAUCACCAGCACCAGGACCGGGGAGAACGCCCUGGUGUCCAGCUUCUCCUCCCGGGAGGACCUCAUCAAGGUCCUCCUGGCCAGCAGCUUCGUGCCGCUCUACGCCGGCCUGAAACCCGUGGAGUACCAAGGACAGACGUGGGUGGACGGCGGGCUCACCGACAGCCUCCCCGUCCUGCCCGCGGGACGCACGGUGACCGUCUCGCCCUUCAGCGGCCGCCCGGACGUCUCCCCGCAGGACGAGGGCCAGCCGGGCGUCUACGUCACCGUCGCCAACCAGGACAUCCGGCUCUCCGUGGCCAACCUGGUGCGGCUCAGCCAGGCCCUGUUCCCGCCGAGCCAGCGGGAGAUGGAGUCCCUGCACCGGCGCGGCUUCGCGGACGCCGUGGCGUUCCUGCUCAAGGAGAACUGGUUCGCGUAGAGGGCGUCCGGGCACACGCCGCGGAGCCCCGUGCCGGCCGAGUCGGCGGGGGAUCGGGGAUGAGGUGGGCACACACCCUCAGGCUUCCGUCACAGCGACCGGUCUCGGCCACGGCGUGCGCGGUUUUGAAUAGUUACGUGUCCACCGGCCGCAAAGAAAGACGCUGCAUCUUAUUAGAAGCUGGCGGCGUCAUUACGGACAGAACGCGGGAUGCACUCACGUGGAUAAACUCCUGCAAAGCACGGAGACCCAAGCCAACCUCGUAGCCUCGGGGAUAAGAAGUGAGUCCCGCCCGGCCGGCGUGGCUCAGUGGGUAGAGCGUCGGCCUGCGGACGGAAGGGUCCCGGGUUCGAUUCCGCUCAAGGGCAUGGACCUUGGUUGAGGGCACAUCCCCAGGUGGGGGCGUGCAGGAGGCAGCUGAUGGAUGUUUCUCUCUCAUCGAUGUUUCUAGCUCUCUCUCCCUCUCCCUUCCUCUCUGUAAAAAAUCAAUAAAAUAU
This is a messenger RNA of Eptesicus fuscus (big brown bat), 1538 nucleotides long. It is a transcript of the gene PNPLA4, whose product is annotated as patatin like phospholipase domain containing 4. The transcript has 7 exons. The record is from RefSeq and is a predicted model, not a curated record. The coding region runs from base 259 to 1041 and encodes 260 amino acids. Gene Ontology annotation, biological process: triglyceride catabolic process; lipid homeostasis. NCBI's taxonomy places the organism in Eukaryota, Metazoa, Chordata, Mammalia, Chiroptera, Vespertilionidae. Gene Ontology annotation, cellular component: cytoplasm; lipid droplet; membrane. Gene Ontology annotation, molecular function: triacylglycerol lipase activity; retinyl-palmitate esterase activity.